AAAGUACACUCAUAGUCAUAGCAGCAGCAAUAACACUCCACUAACCACCGCACUCCAGCCACUCCUCACUUCUCAGCCGUAACAACCACCACAACUUCCACAAACCACCGCAUCAAACCCCCAUGUCUAACCACAACAGCAUCAAAACAUUCGACUGGACAUUCGACACACAACCCGAAGAAGAACCACUCCAAAUCAAAGGCGGAAAACUCCUCUUCUUCAUCGCAAUCUUCACCAUCAUCAUCCUCUUCACUUUAAUCUUCCUCUGUGCCCGUUGGAUCUUCCAUAACCGUGGCUUUCUCAAUCCUCCUCAAGCACCGUCACACACAACCGCAUUUCCUUCUCCAUCAGAAGGACUCGACGAGGACGAUAUCAAGAAGCUUCCGAUUAUAUUACAUCAAACAGAUUAUUCCAAUCGCGCUUUGGAGGAAAUGGAAUGUUGUAUUUGUUUAAGUGCUUUUAGAGAUGGUGAGAAGGUGAAAGUGUUGCCGAGUUGUGAUCAUUGUUUUCAUUGUGAGUGUGUUGAUGUUUGGCUUAUGAAUCAUUCUAGUUGUCCUUUGUGUAGAGCUUCUCUUAAAAUCGAUUAUACGUUUCCGCAGAUUUUGAUUCAAGAACCACCUAUUAGAUAUAAUAAUAAUAAUGUUCCACUUUAAUCUUGUUUAGCUUUUGUUUUGUAAUGUUAAUUUAGUAGUAUUAGUGUGUAAUUUACUUGUUUUGGAAUGUAAAUCCUAGUGACAAGUAGUUUUACUUUAGAGAUAUGUGAUUAUGGUGAAUAUUAAUAUGAUUAAAAUUUGUAAACUUAAGUUUUAAC
Molecule: messenger RNA, 811 nt
Organism: Trifolium pratense (red clover)
Lineage: Eukaryota; Viridiplantae; Streptophyta; Magnoliopsida; Fabales; Fabaceae
Product: RING-H2 finger protein ATL66-like
Exons: 1
Coding region: 123-653 (176 amino acids)
Source: RefSeq, a predicted model, not a curated record